This is a messenger RNA of Diversispora eburnea, 696 nucleotides long. The record is from the annotation of a GenBank genome assembly. Lineage: Eukaryota; Fungi; Glomeromycota; Glomeromycetes; Diversisporales; Diversisporaceae.
AUGGGUAUUUUGGAAUUCUUUCGAGAGCCGAUUCCUCCAUAUGUAUUUGGCACCUUUCCUGCAAUUGCAACCAUAGGAACAGCACCAUUUAAUAUCUUCAGAGGAAAGCUAUUAUGGAUAUUUCGGAUCUUAGGAUCCCCAUUCACGGGUUUGUCAUAUUUUUGCAAUGUAAAACACAAUGAUCCGUCGGCAAUGUGCGCAUAUUGGCUUCCAUCAAGAAAUUUUAUAAAUGAAAAUGGUCAAAAUAUCCUCUAUCGACCUUUCGGACAUUAUGCUAUGGAAUUAGAUCCCAAUGACCGUCAGAAGGCAAUGAUUAAUGCAUGCGUAGCAAAGUCAUCUGUUCUAGAACGAUUAGGGUCAUUGGUAACUGUAUAUUUUGUAUUAGUUGGUACGAUUACAGCCAUAGCUAAAUUGGCAGGUAAAAAUCAUUGUGAGGAUUGGACAUAUAUACCAAUGAUAUUAUCCUGGACAUUGCCGGCUAUAUAUAUUCGAACAAUCAAAGGAAGAAUAGUAGUUUUUGAUCCGUGUGAAAAAUUAAGAAAUGAAAGAAUCAUUGUAAAAAAUCUCCCUGAUGGAAGAUCUGACUCGCGCGUUUACAUUUUGAUCACUGCUUUUGUAUCGAUAACAGCACCUUGGAUAGCAGUAUACAUAGCGUAUCUUUCACCCCCGAACAAACCGUACGAGGACAUUGGUUGA